Messenger RNA from Lolium perenne, 3050 nucleotides. The record is from RefSeq and is a predicted model, not a curated record. Lineage: Eukaryota; Viridiplantae; Streptophyta; Magnoliopsida; Poales; Poaceae.
GGUAUCGAACGACCAAACUGAGGGCGCAAUCCAAACAAACAGCCAACCUCAAGUUGAGAACUACUGAACCUUUUUUGCGGGUUAUGCCCACCAAUGAUUGAGACCAAUAAUCUUGCUGAACUGUGAACCCUUGCUAAACCUGGGAGCAAGACGAGCCGGCGGCGUAGCAAUGGCGGCGGUGAGCUGCGUUCGCCACCACCAUUGGUCGAGCAGGAGAUUGGGGUAAGUUGACCGCCGCUUCGAUCUGUUCAGAAACCCUCUUCGUUCCUCUGAAAGUUAUGCCCACCAGUGGCGGCGGCGCAGCGCGUCCUCUCGACCUCGGCCUCUCCCCGACCAAAUUGGCGGCGCUGGCCUACCUCUUCUUCCUCCUGCUCGGUGGGAGCUCUUUAUUUGCCUCGUCUGCCGCCACGGACACCAUCCUCCCCGGCGAGGGCAUCUCCGGGAACCAGACCCUCGUCUCCAAGAAUGGCGGCUUCGAGCUGGGCUUCUUCUCCCCGGGCGAAGGCAUCCACUACUACCUAGGCGUCCGCCUGAGGAACAUGUUCGGCAACAGCCCCACCUUCUGGCUCGGGGACAGGGUCGGGGUCGUCGUCACCGAUCUGCCGGCCACGUCGCUGGAGAUGUUCGGCGGCAGCCUGUACAUCAAGCAGAGCGGAGCCAGCCUCUGGUGGUCGCCCGCCGGCAAUGGGUCUUCCGCCGCCGUCGCGGUCCUCCUCGACAACGGCAACCUGGUGGUCAGGGACCAGGGCAACUCCUCCAUGGUGCUGUGGCAGAGCUUCGAUUGCCCCGGGGACGCGAUGCUCCCCGGAGCGAGGCUCGGGCUCGACAGGGACACCGGGAAGAACGUCUCGCUGACAUUCAAAGGUUUCUCACACAACGGCACCCUCAGCGUCGACGCGAGACGGAGGAACGGGUUCGUGCUCACCACCGACGGGCACGACGACCGCGGCACCUUCCCGGACUGGAUGGUGUCCUCUCAGGACAAUGGCAGUUCGCUGCUGCUGAACCACCCGGAGAGCCCGAAUCGCCCCGAGUUCUUGCAGUUCCAUCUGGGGCAAGUCAGCCUGAUGCGGUGGUCGGACUCGGAUCCCGCCGCAAACAGCAGCACUGCCGCCGGCUGGGUCGCGCGCUGGACCUUCCCCUCCGAUUGCAAAUCCAGCGGCUUCUUCUGUGGCGAUUUCGGCGCCUGUUCCAUCGCCGGGAAGUGCGGCUGCGUCGACGGAUUCGCGCCGUCGUACCCGAUCGAGUGGGGACUUGGGUACUUCGUCACCGGCUGCUCGAGGUCUCUCCCACUGAGCUGCGAGUCCGACGGCCAGACGGAGCACGACGACUCCUUCGCCCCGUUGGACAAGCUGCAAGGGCUACCUUACAACGCCCAGGACGAGGUGGCCCGAAGCGACGAAGACUGCAGAACAGCUUGCCGGAGCAAAUGCUACUGCGUUGCUUACUCCUACGACCAUGGGUGCAGGCUCUGGUACUACAACCUGUACAAUUUGAGCUUGGCUGCUAGGCCCCCAUACAGCAAGAUCUACCUACGUUUGGGCUCCAAGCUCAGGAACAAGAAGGGCUUACAAACAAGAAGAAUCGCACUAUUGGUUGCUGGACUCAUAGGCAUUGCUUCUUUGGUACUGAUACUGCUGCUGCUAUGGAGAUUCAGGAGGAAUUCAUUUGCCUCCAAGAAGUUUGAGGUAGAAGGCCCUCUUGUGGUCUACUCUUAUGCACAGAUCAAAAAUGCCACGGGGAAUUUCUCCGAUAAGAUCGGCGAGGGGGGAUUCGGAAGUGUUUUCCGGGGAACAAUGCCAGGAUCAGCUGUCAUCGCUGUGAAGAACCUCAAAGUCCUCGGGCAAGCAGAGAAGCAAUUCAGAACAGAAGUUCAGACACUUGGAGUGAUCCAACACAGUAAUCUUGUCCGUCUCUUGGGAUUUUGCGUCAAAGCAAACAAAAGGCUGCUGGUCUAUGAGUACAUGCCAAAUGGCUCUUUGGAAGUUCAUCUGUUUAAAAAGAAGUCUAGUCUGUUGACUUGGAAUGCUCGGUAUCAAAUUGCGCUGGGCAUUGCCAAGGGUCUCGCCUAUCUUCACGAAGAAUGUGAGGACUGCAUCAUACAUUGCGAUAUCAAACCCGAAAACAUACUGCUUGAUGCGGAACUCUGUCCCAAGAUUGCCGAUUUCGGCAUGGCCAAGCUCCUUGGACGAGAAUUUAACUCGGCACUGACCACUGUCCGAGGAACCAUGGGCUAUCUUGCACCAGAGUGGAUAUCCGGGCUGCCGAUCACUAAGAAGGCGGAUGUGUACAGCUUCGGCAUUGUGCUCUUUGAGAUAAUCUCGGGGAGAAGGAGCACUGAGAGGAUGAAAUUUGGGAACCAUCGGUAUUUUCCACUCUACGCGGCUGCUCAGGUGAACGAAGGGGAGGUUCUUUGCCUGCUGGAUGGUAGGCUGGAAGGAGAGGCUAAUCUGAAGGAGCUGGAUGUCACCUGUAGGGUCGCCUGCUGGUGCAUCCAGGACGAGGAGAACGAUAGGCCAUCGAUGGGGCAAGUUGUUCGCAUGUUGGAAGGUGUCAUCAGCACUGAGAUGCCUCCAAUUCCAGCUUCAAUUCAGAACCUAAUAGAGGGUGAUGACAGUGCUAUAUAUUCUGAUUUCUGAAGGAGGUUGACUCCGAUUCCAGCUUCAGUUCAGAAUCUUAUGGAGGGUGCUGAGCUAUAUAUUCUGAUUUGUGAAGGAGGUUGGUAGGCUACCCAACUUAAUGCUGAGCUGUGAUCUGAAUUUGUGAGAUUUGUGUCCCAUUGGAAACUACAAGCUCUCUCCUUGCAGACUGUAGCAGGGAUUCAGCGAAGUUGAAAAAAGAAGGAACAGUAGGUGGUGAAUCUUUAAAAUGAUGUUGUGCUGAAAAAGUUGGUAGAUGAAUGCAAGCGGAUCAACAUGGAUACCCCCGCUGACCUCAUCUGUGUUAACAUCACGCAUCUUUUCGAUACCUCUGAAGGCUCGGUAUGGUUAUUACCUGUGAACGGAAGGAACCUAAUACUAUAUAUGGUAUGGAUAAAUGGAUUUUAUGCA